AUGAGCAGGGAAGGAGACUGGAUAUGCUCUGCAUGCAAUCACUUCAACUUCAGGAAGCGCAAUUCGUGCCAGCGAUGUACCUGUCCCAAAGAUGCUACGGAAGCUGAUUUAUCGUCGUAUGGACUGCACAAAUCAGAAGUUUUGCCCGGAGACUGUUAUGCACAAGACCCCAGUGUGCUUCCUGGUUGGAAAACUGGUGACUGGAUUUGCAACAGAUGUGGCUUGCACAAUUAUGCUAGCAGGGUGGAGUGCUUCAAAUGCAACUCACCUAGGGAUUUUGGAGGAGCAAUGUGCGGAAGCUGA
Fraxinus pennsylvanica is the source of this 303-nucleotide messenger RNA. The record is from the annotation of a GenBank genome assembly. Lineage: Eukaryota; Viridiplantae; Streptophyta; Magnoliopsida; Lamiales; Oleaceae.